AAUCAUUUAUGAUACUUAUCAUAACUCGACUGGCACCUAUAAAUAUUAUAUGAGUUAUAUAUCUUGUAUUUCACACGUCAGUGGCUGACUGACUUCCUCUGAAGAUGCACGCUAACCCUGUUGUUGUCUCGUUGUCUUAGACGCCAAUUCAAGGGACUCAGCCACUUUAGGUAGGUACUCGAUUUCUACGCUCACCUAGGUACCUAUUAGAAUGCCAUUCGACUGUGGGGUGAUCGUCCAUUCAAGUAAGCUUAUUGACGUAACAUUGGUUCUGCGGAGUCGGAAGGAACUAACAUUGUCUAUCUAAGACUAGUUGAACGCUAUGGCCGGAGAAGACCAAAAACUUAGCGUCAUCAUAAUUGGAUCGGGUCUCGCCGGUCUGGUUGCCGCCCGCAUCUUACGAGAGAAGGCCCAGGUUACCGUAUACGAGCGCGGAGAGCCUUCGGUUGCCACAGGCGGCCAAGGAAUCGCAAAUUUCCCCAAUGCCAUCAACAUCAUGAAGCAAUUGGGUUACGACCCAGAACGAUCCGGUUCCGUUCCAAUCCAGGGGUUUAGAACGAGGGACAAGCUCUGCAACAUGAUAUUCGAUACUGGUUUCCCUUUUGAAGAGAAGUACGGUUCGCCAUGUUUGUCUCACAUGAGGGUCGACUUCAGGGCCGAAUUGUUACGUAUCGCCACAGCCCCGUCUAAGGAUCUAGGUAUUGGCGGUGACCCCGCUAAGGUUGUGUUCCGUAACGGCGCGAAGGAUAUAGACCCCGAAGCAGGAGAAGUAACACUAGAUGACGGAACAAAGGUUAAGGCGGAUGUAGUCAUAAUUGCGGACGGCAUCCACUCUCGUUUGCGACCGAAGAUCGUCGGUGAGAACUCUCCUCAGCCCCAGAAGACUGGCUUGACGUGCUGCCGAGUUGCCAUCGACGCCAACAAAGCUAUUGAGGCAUACGGCCGAUUGCCUGAAUGGUGGGAAGAACAGAAGACCAGUGAGAAGCGCAUCACAAUCUACGAGGCCGGCGAUGGUUCUGAUCGCAUCAUGGUCGUAUAUCCUCUUCGUCAUCUCAGUUACAUGAACAUGUCUUGCAUCUAUGCCACCACGGAAGAGAAGGAGAGCACCACCGUGUCCUGGAUGGCUGAUGGUAAUCGCGAAGAGAUGUUGGAGAUCUUCCACGACUUCCACCCAAGUCUAAAGGCGCUUCUAGGUGCGGCGACGGAAGUAAAGGUGUGGGAACUCCAAGACCUGGAGCCACUCGAUACGUGGGUUAAGGGCCGCGCGAUUCUUAUCGGUGAUGCCGCUCAUGCGAUGACGCCGUUGCAAGGUCAAGGUGCCAAUGCUGGUAUCGAGGAUGCUGAGGCAUUUAGGCUCCUGUUAGAACCUGGUGUAACUUCCGACGACGUCCACGGUAUCCUAAAGAGAAUAGAAUCAGUAAGACUACCACGCGCUACUGCCGUUCUCAACAACACACGGGCGAUGAGCCGUGGUAUUAAGGGUGACGAAAGAUAUCAGCGUAUGGAUGAGAACUGUACUUACCAUGGCAUCUACAAAGCUCUUGAAGAUUUCGAGAAAGUCAAGUAAAGCAUAUUUGGAGUUGGGAAUCCCCUAGGGCCAUGAGCGUUGGUAUUUGUUAUCGUUUAGAGAAGAAUGAGCUGAAUGAUGAUUAACAUGACAUAGAUGUUUAGAU
Messenger RNA from Hypoxylon trugodes, 1673 nucleotides. RefSeq names its product FAD binding domain protein. Bases 323 to 1567 code for a protein of 414 amino acids. Lineage: Eukaryota; Fungi; Ascomycota; Sordariomycetes; Xylariales; Hypoxylaceae. Gene Ontology annotation, molecular function: monooxygenase activity; FAD binding. The transcript is spliced from 4 exons. The record is from RefSeq and is a predicted model, not a curated record.